Schistocerca serialis cubense is the source of this 1517-nucleotide messenger RNA. RefSeq names its product fibronectin type 3 and ankyrin repeat domains protein 1-like. Bases 99 to 1223 code for a protein of 374 amino acids. Gene Ontology annotation, molecular function: protein binding. Lineage: Eukaryota; Metazoa; Arthropoda; Insecta; Orthoptera; Acrididae. The record is from RefSeq and is a predicted model, not a curated record. Gene Ontology annotation, cellular component: cytoplasm; nucleus. The transcript is spliced from 8 exons.
CGCCGGCGACAGCUGACGCGCAGUCUGCACGCUUCCCCCGGCGAAGGUGCCGGGCUUCAUCGGAGGCGCCGCCUCGGCAUCCCGACUCUAUUGCUCCGAUGUCCAACGAGCACACCGUGGAAUUGCAGGCUCCAGCCAAGCCAUCAGUGGUGUCCAGGGACCGCUACUCCGUGACGCUGUCCUGGAAUCCUCCAGAGGGUCUACAGGCGGGCAAUGGAGAUCGCUCCAUCGUCUACACGUUACAGAUGCACGACCGCGUUCGGGGCUGGGUUACUGUAUACUGGGGCCACAGAACCCGCGAGCAGGUGCGAGACCUGCCCCCUGGAGGAUGUGCCCACUUCCGGCUGCGAGCUUCCCUUGACGACCGCCACAGCCCCUGGGGCGCCACCUUUGCCGCUAGCACAACAGAGGACCAGGUGGCGGUGGUGAAACUCGAGCGUGCAGUGGCUGCUGGCAAGACGGCCGUCGUCAAGAAAGUGCUCGCAUCCAGGCCCAGUGCAGCAGAGCUGAUGUCACGCGGUGGUGUCUCGCCGCUGGCGCAAGCGUCGCUGCGUGGCGACGCGCUCACCGUGUCACUGCUGCUGGCUGCGGGCGCAGACGCGGACAGGGCGGGCGGCGGCGCCGGCCGCACGCCGCUCAUGCUGGCUGCUGCACAGGGGCACCUUGACGUCUGCACCAUGCUGCUGGAGCGUGGCGCCAGCUGGGAUACCAAGGACUGGAGCGGGUGUACGCCGCUACACUACGCCGUCGACGCUUCCCAGCUGGACGUGGUCCGCCUGGCUCUCGACAGUGGCGCAGACAUCGACGCUCGCGACAACCAAGGCUGGACACCCCUGAUGCGCGGAGUGUCUAUGGAGAGCAGCGAAGAGGUCCUGCGGGAGCUGGUGGGCCGCGGGGCAUCCCUGGACGCCGAGGACCGGCGCGGGCAGACGGCGCUGAUGCAGGCCGUGCUGGCGACGCGUCGCGACGCCGUCUCCAUACUGCUGGCCGCCGGGGCCGGCCGCAAGCGCAGGAACCUCUACGGCAACACCGCACUGGACAUGGCGCGCGCCAGGAACCUCAAGGAAAUCGUCCGACUGCUGAUGAACGCUGAAGAUGAUGCCAGGAAUGGCAAGCGCAAGGCAACGCCAGAGGAGAAGGAUCUGCAGCAACAAGACGCUCGACCAUCCUCCCACUCUGCUAUGGUCUUAGCGUCAGCGAAGGCGAAGGAGGUGGCCCUCUAAACCGAACGGGCACAGCCAGGCGAGACGAGGAGUAUCAUGAAAACUGGACACUGAAUGAAAACUUUUGAACAUAACCUUGCCGGUGCUUGGAUUUUGUUGCACGCACGACAAAUUGUAACUACAGUCAGCUGUCGAAUAACAAUGUCAAAUAUCAAUUGCUGGCCGAUAUCUUGGAAGUUUUAUUUGGGAGUGAAAGGAAAGGUGUACUCGCAGAUGAUGAUUCAUCAUCCAAAUAUGCGAGAAUGCGAGAUUGUUAGUAGCGUAAGUACGUUGGGAAACAGUUACCUUGGGGAA